AUGGUUGGCGAAACCGGCCCAAUCCAUGUGUCGCGGGCGAUAGCCAUGGUGAUGGCAGGAUUGUUCGCGCUCUCCUGCUACAAUGUCUUGGAAAUCACCAUCUCGAUUUUUGCCACAUUUCGACGCCGCAGCGGUCUGUACUUCUGGAGUAUGGUGAUCACGACGUUUGGAAUCCUGCUACACGCCAUUUCUUCGUUCCUUCGCUACUUCGACCUCGCCCCUAAUUUUGCAAUGGCGGUCCUGGUUAUCCUUGGCUGGUAUGCCAUGGUGACCGGUCAGUCCGUGGUACUUUAUUCACGACUCCACCUGGUUACUACCCAUGCGCGAUACUCCCGCUGGGUUCUCUACAUGAUCAUCUUCAACGUCUUCGCCUUGCACAUUCCCACCACGAUCCUUUGGCUCGGAAGUAACCACGGUGUGGCCAAAUUUGUCGUGCCAUUCAACAUCUACGAGCGCGUGCAAUUGACCGGCUUCUCGGUCCAAGAGACCAUCAUCAGCGGUCUCUACAUCUGGGAGACCAUGACUGGAUUACGAUCUCUAUGGGCUAUGAAAGGCCCCACGGGUCAACGAGUCAUUGUGAACAUCGUCCUCAUUAAUAUCAUCGCCGUUUUGCUAGAUGGGUCUCUUCUAGCGACCGAGUAUACCGGAAAUUUCGAUAUACAGACGACCUAUAAACCCUUCGUUUACAGCAUCAAGCUGAAAAUGGAAUUCACAGUGCUCAACAGUCUACUCGCUGUGGUCCGCACGAACCCAUCAACCAUCGAGGAUAUUCAAUCCUUACGCAGAGAUGAUCUUCACAUAGAGCCGAAAUGGAGUGGCGACCGUUCCGACCGCGCAGCUACGGUCAAUACCGCUCUUGGCGUUGACGAUCAAAGCCAUCGGCGAAAAGCAGACAAAGCCUCCUCUACCCAAACACAUCACUCGUGGCUUUCUGGCAGCCAUCGAAUAGAAUCUGCGUGA
Molecule: messenger RNA, 960 nt
Organism: Penicillium maclennaniae
Lineage: Eukaryota; Fungi; Ascomycota; Eurotiomycetes; Eurotiales; Aspergillaceae
Exons: 1
Coding region: 1-960 (319 amino acids)
Source: RefSeq, a predicted model, not a curated record